AUGCGCGCUCCGUCCUCUCUCCUCUGCGGCGGCAACAGCAGCAGCAUCGGCUCCCUUCACACAUCCUUCCUCCUCACAUCGAUCGCGCGACAAGCAACCCCCUACCGCCGGCUAGCGAGCUCCCUCACGCCCGAAGAACCCUCUUACUCCUCCACCGCGAACAGAGACAAGGUCAACGCCAUCGCCUCCUCCCGCCCAGCGGCCCUCGACCUCCCCGAGAAGAAACCCGACGCCUCAAAGAUUGGCCACCUCUACGAGACGGGCAAAGCCUACAUCAAGUUCUACAAGACGGGCCUCAAGGCCGUCUUCUCCAACCGACGCCACAUCCAAGACGUCAUCCGCGCAAAGGGCACCACGGUCGAAGGCUUCCGCUCCCCCUCCGUCUUCACGCCGGGCGUCAUCCCCCAGGGCUUCUCGCGCGCCGACUGGGUGCUGCUCUGGCGCGUGCGUCACGACGUCCUCCGCGUGCCCUUGUUCGGUCUCGUCCUCUUGGUCUGCGGGGAAUUCACCCCGCUCAUCGUCAUCUUCGUCGACGGCGUCGUGCCGUACACGUGCCGUCUGCCGCGGCAGAUCGACGCCAGCUUCUCGCAGGCGGAGGAGCGCCGGCACAAGUCGUUUGCCGACUUUGAGCGGGCUGCGCCGCUGGGCGUCGCGGGGACGCAGGGAACGGCUGCGAGGGCGCCGGCGAGGAAACACGUGCUGCGCAGUCUGCAUAUGCCGGGCAUGAUGUGGGAUAAGAUUGGGUUCAUCCCGCCGGGUAUGUGGGCAACGAAGGGCAAGCUGCGGAUGGCUUUCCUGGAAGGAGACGAUAGGUUGCUGGCUCGCUAUGGGGGCGCGGCCGCGUUGGACGAGGCGGAGAUGAAGAUUGCGGCUACGGAGCGUGGUAUCGACUGCGCUGGUCGCGGGGAUAAGGAGUUGAGGGAGCUGCUCGAUGAGUGGUUGCGCUUGACGGAGGCUGAGGAGAGUGCGGAGAGGAGGAAGCGCAUGACGGUUCUCCUGACGACAAAGACGGAGAAAUGGCCAAAGGACCGAGACUUUGCCCUCCCCGAGUGGCAUCUUUGA
Messenger RNA from Colletotrichum phormii, 1062 nucleotides. RefSeq lists its product as uncharacterized. Gene Ontology annotation, molecular function: ribosome binding. Gene Ontology annotation, biological process: intracellular monoatomic cation homeostasis. The transcript is spliced from 2 exons. Bases 1 to 1062 code for a protein of 353 amino acids. Gene Ontology annotation, cellular component: mitochondrial inner membrane. Lineage: Eukaryota; Fungi; Ascomycota; Sordariomycetes; Glomerellales; Glomerellaceae. The record is from RefSeq and is a predicted model, not a curated record.